Molecule: messenger RNA, 970 nt
Organism: Oncorhynchus keta (chum salmon)
Lineage: Eukaryota; Metazoa; Chordata; Actinopteri; Salmoniformes; Salmonidae
Product: pancreatic progenitor cell differentiation and proliferation factor B-like
Exons: 5
Coding region: 198-551 (117 amino acids)
Biological process (GO): cell differentiation; multicellular organism development
Source: RefSeq, a predicted model, not a curated record
CCUCGCCACCCUUCAUUCAGGCAAGACAUUUCCUGCAGAUAUAUCGUUGGAGGUUUUCUUAUUUAUUUACCCCAAAAGGUAUUUUCAAAUGGGCCCCGUCGCCUAGCGUUUACUCUCCUAAGCCUCGCCGAUUGAGUUGGGUCAGCACGGCUGGGUAACAAAAAGGGUUUCUAACACGAUUCAACAAGUUCGUGAGAAUGGCAGCGAUCAACGCAGGCGGUUCUCUUGUGGCAACCCAUGACUACCACCGAAGGCGCAUCGGCUCCACCUCCAGCAGCAGCUCCUGUGGCAGCUCAGAGUACAGCGGGGAAAUCAUUCCACAUCAUCAUCCAGGUCUGCCAAAACAAGACUCGGGACAUUGGUGGUCCAGCUUCUUCUUUGGGAAGCAGAACCAGCCAGGAAUGACCACACUGACGGAGGAGGCCCAGCAGAAGACGGCGGCCAUGACUCUGACCAACGGCCAGGUGACCUGCGUUGCCAGGGAGAUGGUGAUGAAGAGGCAGGUCAGCGACGUCGAGAGGUCCGAGUCGGCGAGUUCACCCCCCUCCUGAGGCGAGAAGGGACCAACGCUAGGAGACGGGAGGCUGCUUUCCACCCCCCACUAAACCCUUUAAUUCUGUUCCAUCCUCCACACUACAUAGAAAGUAUCAAACUAUGUAUCAGGCAUAGAAUGUAGUAUGCUAGUGUAGGUAUUGGAACAGACCCCCCCUCCCCUUUUAACCAUACACUGGCUGCAUCCCAAAUAGCAUUCUGUGCACUACUAUUGACCAAAGCCCAUUUGGGUUACGUUCCCAACAUCCACGUUAGCAAACUACGUAGAAUGAAUAUCAGUCACUCUGCUACACGCUAAGCAUUAUGGGUAUUGGAACAAUUAUUUGUUUGUCUUAGUAAGACAAGCUGCCAAUUUAACUUUUUUUUUGUAUCCUGUUUUUAUUUUCUAUGACUAAAAAUAAAAUGAACUAUAUAUAUA